AUGAGCUUCGAAUCCGAUGUUGUGGAGAUUGGCUCCAACGCCGCGGGCCUGGCCAACGGACGACCCGACGCGUCAAGCCACGACCACAGCCUAGCUCGCCGCGAUAACAACCCCUUGGCGCUCUCGUGGUUGUAUGAGGCGUUCCUGCAUACCAAUGACCGCUAUGGGCGGAUCGCGGCCGGCAGCCCCCGCUCCGGGGUCGGCAUCCUCGGGCUCAGACUACUGGAGCACCACAUCAACCUCGUCCCGACCAUGCAGCCCGGGGUCGCGGUCCCGGUGUUCGACCACUCGGCCGGCAGCCCCAGAUACCUCGGGUGGCGGCAGAAGGUGGCGACGUGGCCGCUUUCCAAGCAGGAGGCGAUGAACAACCGUACCUUUGCUGUUUGA
Molecule: messenger RNA, 387 nt
Organism: Colletotrichum spaethianum
Lineage: Eukaryota; Fungi; Ascomycota; Sordariomycetes; Glomerellales; Glomerellaceae
Exons: 2
Coding region: 1-387 (128 amino acids)
Source: RefSeq, a predicted model, not a curated record